AUGGACGACAAAGGAAUGUGCGAGCUAUUUCUUGAAGCUGAUGGUUUUUUUAGUGGUAAUGACGUACAUACGAAAGUUAGCAAAUCCUUAACAUACCGUGAUUAUUGCACCAAUAAGAAAACAUGCUCAAAUACGAUUGAAAGUAUUGGUGCUUUGGGUGAGGGUUUAUCUAUGAAGGUUUACACUAAAGAAAACAAGUAUUUUGAUAAUGUUUUGCUGUGGUUAGCUCAUAAAUUAUUUAAUAUGAUCAAUGAAACAGACAAAGACAAAGCUAAUAAAAUUACUUUAAGUUCGGCCUAUGAUGAAUAUUUAAAGAAAUAUAUGGGUAGUUUUAAAUAUUGGAAUAAUUCAUAUAACACAAAUGGUUUGAAAAAUGCUAAUCUUAGGCACAUGCAUGAAAUAUAUAUGUUACUUAAGGAGAUAUGUAAUACAAUUGUAGAUCAUAAAAAAAACGGUGCCGAAAGUGGGAGUCUUUCUCAAAAUUCUGUCAAAUGUCUUAAUCAAUAUAUAUCCCUUUACAAUAAAUUUUCUGAAUGUGAUUCAUAUCGAUAUCUAUUGGCCAAAUUAAAAAAAAUAUAUGAAGACUUUAGAACUUCUGCUAUUGCGAAGGAUGGUGGUACUAAUAAGUUAAAUGAACUCCUUAAACAACUUACAACAGCUGAUGGAAAAGAUUCAUAUUCUAUAGAAAAAUUUAAAACAUUUAACUUCAAUGGUCCAGAGUGUAAACCAAAAAAUGUAGAUAAUAUUCAGAGUGUUCAAGAUCAACCAGGAAAAGAUAUAACAACCACACAAAAUAGUAAAAAUCAAGGGGGGGAUCAAAGUAGUCAAGAUAAUACCCAUAAAACUAAAGAUGGUAAUUUAAAAGGUUCAGGGCCUGAAUCUAAACAGCAGAAAGGCAUUCAAUUGCCAAAAGCUGAAGACCAUUCAUUAAAAGGUGAUCCAGCAGCCUUAAAGCAUGUCAGUAAUGAUACAGAUACUCAAAAAGGUAAAAAUGGUCAAACACAUCCAAGCAGAGAGUCCGAAACUAAUCAAGGUAAAAUGGAUAUAUCUCAAAUCCCAAAAGACAAUCACGAUGUUUUUGAUUUGUCAACUUUAAAAGAAUAUGGGGAUUUAGUUAAAAAGCAUAUUGAAGAAUACAAAGAAUAUGUUACUAGUUCACUUAAUGAUAUUCAAGAACAUUUAUACGAGGAUAUAUGGCUUCCUUUAUAUGAGACUUAUAAUACUUAUGCAGAUUAUUAUGAAAAUUUUGAUAUAAUGGAAUAUCUUAAAGUAGUGCAAGCAAAUGAAGCACAAAAAACUCAAACAUUAGAGAAUACCCCACCAAGUAACGGACUAGAACCUGGCUCUCCUUUACCAGAUAGAAAAACACCAGAUGUAGAAAAAUCAGAACCAAAGGAUACCCAAACACAAAUAUUAGAUGGUCAAGGAAAUGAUCAUUCAAAAGAGUCAUCUUCUAUACAAAAACUUGGCUCAACAAAUAGUGAACAAGACAAAAUUUCAGAUAUUCCCUCUGAGGAACGAUCUCAUUCACCAGACGGUUCUACCAAUAUAAUUCCUAGUCUAGGAAUUGAAGCAAGAGCCAUUAAAGCCGAUGUACAAAAUGAGAUAUCUGAAAUCGGGUUUCUAGGAAAUUUAUUUAAAGAAUACAAAUUAGUUGCAUAUCCAGUUAUGAUUAUUGCAAUACUCGUCAUUUUAGCAUUUAUGUAUAAGUAUUUACCAUUUGGAUGGAGAAAAAAGUUGAAGAAAAAAAAAAAUAUGGAAAAGAUUAAAAAAUUGUGUAAUGAAAAUAAUACCGAAAAGAAGUUGCAAAUACAUUAA
Messenger RNA from Plasmodium yoelii, 1818 nucleotides. Its product is annotated as PIR protein. The coding region runs from base 1 to 1818 and encodes 605 amino acids. NCBI's taxonomy places the organism in Eukaryota, Apicomplexa, Aconoidasida, Haemosporida, Plasmodiidae. The transcript is spliced from 3 exons. The record is from RefSeq and is a predicted model, not a curated record.